AUGGCGACUAAGCAAACUCUGCAAUCCAAACAUAAACUGCUAUCGGGCCAUGAGAUCCCGAUCAUGGGCUUUGGGGUGUAUAUGAUUCCCCAAUCCGCAACCGAGAAAGUAACCCAAGAAGCCCUCAAGGUCGGGUUCCGCCAUAUCGAUUCUGCGAUUAUGUACGGAAACGAGAAGGGCUGCGGUCAGGCCAUUCAGAACUCCGGCCUCGACCGAUCCGAGAUCUUUUUGACUACCAAGAUCCCUCCGGGAUCAAUGGGCUACAAGGCAACGGCGCGAGCUAUCGACAAGAGCCUACAAGAAGCUGCUACGGAGUACUUUGAUCUCAUUCUACUUCACGCACCCUAUGGUGGAAAAGAAGCCCGACUAGGUUCUUGGCGUGCCUUGGUCGAGGCUCAGAAAGCAGGCAAAGUCCGGUCCAUCGGAGUAUCCAACUACGGCAUCCACCACCUCGAAGAGCUAGAGGAGUACGUCCUGAAUGGUGGGGGCGGCGAACUUAGCGUCGGACAGUGGGAGCUGCACCCGUGGCUGGAUCACUCUGAUAUUACAGAGUGGUGUAAGAGCCGCGAUAUUAUAGUAGAAGCAUACUCGCCUCUUGCGCAUGGAGAGAGAUUGCGCGAGCCUGUUUUGGCAAGUAUUGGGAAGAAGUAUGGGAAGUCGCCGGCCCAGGUAAUGAUUCGUUGGAGUCUGCAGAUGGGAUUUGUGCCUUUGCCCAAAUCUAAGACGCCGCAGCGGAUCCGUGAGAAUACCGAAGUGUUCGACUUUGAGCUUUCAGAUGAGGAUAUGGCGCUGCUUGAUACGGGUGAAUACUCGCCUACUGACUGGGAUCCGACUGUUGAUGAGGAUUGA
This is a messenger RNA of Penicillium pulvis, 849 nucleotides long. Its product is annotated as aldo/keto reductase. Bases 1 to 849 code for a protein of 282 amino acids. Lineage: Eukaryota; Fungi; Ascomycota; Eurotiomycetes; Eurotiales; Aspergillaceae. Gene Ontology annotation, molecular function: oxidoreductase activity. The record is from RefSeq and is a predicted model, not a curated record. The transcript is spliced from 6 exons.